Molecule: messenger RNA, 900 nt
Organism: Fomitopsis serialis
Lineage: Eukaryota; Fungi; Basidiomycota; Agaricomycetes; Polyporales; Fomitopsidaceae
Product: histone-fold-containing protein
Exons: 3
Coding region: 241-705 (154 amino acids)
Biological process (GO): regulation of transcription by RNA polymerase II
Cellular component (GO): CCAAT-binding factor complex
Molecular function (GO): protein heterodimerization activity; RNA polymerase II cis-regulatory region sequence-specific DNA binding; DNA-binding transcription activator activity, RNA polymerase II-specific
Source: RefSeq, a predicted model, not a curated record
GUGGCGCGCUAGCUACUGUCUGGCUCGACGCGUCGCGCAACCGCGCCCAAGGGUCGUCCGACGACGAGCGCCACGUGCCGCACAACGCCUCUCUUCCCACCAGCUCUUUCGCCAGCCAGCUCGACCGACCCCGCUCAGCCUUCGCCCACAGCGACCGCGACUCGAUUCGACACAUUCCGCAUUGUAGCGAGCAGACUGAAGUGGCUGAAGAGGGCUGCCCAUUGAGGGCAACGGCUCGCCAUGUCCGACUUUCCACCGCUCCCUAUCGCCCCCCAAGACGACGGCUCGGGCAUCGUCCCAGCCCCCGUUGAAGAUGCGCCAGAACCCGUGCCUAUCACGGACCAGGAAGUGGGCGAGUAUCGCGAGCAGGACCGCUUUCUUCCGAUCGCGAACGUCGCGCGCAUCAUGAAGGCGGCCGUGCCCGGCACAGCGAAGAUAUCCAAGGAGGCGAAGGAAUGCGUGCAAGAGUGCGUCUCCGAGUUCAUCAGCUUCAUCACGUCGGAGGCGGCAGAGAAGUGCCAGAUGGAGAAACGCAAGACGAUCGGUGGGGAGGACAUUCUCUAUGCCAUGGUCACCCUUGGCUUCGAGAACUACGCGGAGACACUGAAGAUUCAUCUCGCAAAGCUGCGUCAGCACCAAACUGGGCUUGGCAGCGAGAAAAUUAGGGCAGGAGAGCCCUCAGACCCGGCAACGGACGAUGGAUGAAAAGAGAAGAAUACAAAGAUGAUUUAUGCUGUUGGACUGCUGUUUGUAUAACAACUAACGUGUAUGGUAUGUUUCGUGCUCCUAAUCACUUAUGGUGCCGCAGGCCGGCUCGGAGAGACCAAUGGGCAGCCUUGGGGCAGCCUCAGACUUUCAGACUGACAGAGCUACCAAGCAAUAUCACCACCGAAGUGGCAG